CUCAAGCUCCCGCUAUGAAUUGGUAUGAAACGCCUUCUUUUGUAACACUUGCAGCAGAGUGCACGGGUGAACACGCUCUUGGCAUGCAGAGUGGUCGCAUCACAAGGCAGCAACUAUCAGCUUCUUCGCAGUGGGACAAAUACCAUGCUCCUGACAAUGCCAGACUUAAUUUUAUCGCAGGAAGAGGCAAAAAAGGAUCAUGGUCGUCAAGAACUGAGGAUCUAAAUCAGUGGUUCCAGGUGGAUUUUCUUAGAAAUGUGAAACUUACGAAGUUUGCCACACAGGGAAGACAAGACGAGCGACAGUGGGUAACUAAAUUCAAGCUCAGAUACAGUGCUGGGGGUUCACGUCCUGCAUUCCAAACUUAUCAAGAAGUUAGUGGCGUCGAUAAGAUUUUCAAUGGUAAUACUGAUCACACCUCCGUUGUCACUCAUACCCUGGCAGCACCAAUCACAGCUCGAUAUGUAGAGAUAAAGCCAAUCGAAUGGUACGAGCAUAUCUCAAUGAGAACAGAGUUCUAUGGAUGCGUUCUUUCAGACCGCUAUCAAGUAAUUGGCCGAAAUGUGCACAUGGAGUUUGUAGAAGAACAUCUCAGAGCAAAGAAAGGAUUGUACUUAGACGACACGCAGGACAGCCCCAACAACAUUAACCUUGAAGUUCUUGCUGAUACUAUUUAUGUCAAGGAAAGAAGUAAGCUUGAUCUCAGAGCUCCCGCGCUGUCCCAAACUGACCCAACGUUAAGCGCUGGUGAAGAUGGAAACGACGGGAAGCAUGGAGUCGACGGGCCUACAGGAGCUUUGCGAUCGUUUAUUUUUUGUUAUGAUUGA
Messenger RNA from Exaiptasia diaphana, 827 nucleotides. RefSeq names its product retinoschisin-like. NCBI's taxonomy places the organism in Eukaryota, Metazoa, Cnidaria, Anthozoa, Actiniaria, Aiptasiidae. The transcript has 6 exons. Bases 15 to 827 code for a protein of 270 amino acids. The record is from RefSeq and is a predicted model, not a curated record.